Messenger RNA from Aplosporella prunicola CBS 121167, 1072 nucleotides. RefSeq lists its product as uncharacterized. Gene Ontology annotation, cellular component: SAM complex. Gene Ontology annotation, biological process: mitochondrion organization. Lineage: Eukaryota; Fungi; Ascomycota; Dothideomycetes; Botryosphaeriales; Aplosporellaceae. The record is from RefSeq and is a predicted model, not a curated record. The coding region runs from base 11 to 976 and encodes 321 amino acids. The transcript has 3 exons.
GCCGCCGACAAUGCCAUCCGAUGACUCUGGCCCCGCAAACAACCAAUCGCAGCCCCAGCGACCGGACCAACAGCCUGAGGGAAAAUCCAUUUUUCGAACAUUGACCACCAUCCCGCCGCCGGUCAAGCGCCUCUUCAACAAAUUUCCCCUCGUAGUCUACGCCGCCAACGAGCUCCCGGCUCGUUCACCCCGCGCCCGGCACCAGCAUGCUCUCUACAUCUUCGCGACGCCAGAUGGCGCGGUGAGAGGCCAUCCGUCGUUCAAUCCCGGAUGUCUCAAGUGGCAGGCAUACCUAACGUUCUGUGAUAUCGAGUUCCGCGUUGUCGCAUCGAGCAAUCAUGCCUCUCCUACCGGAGCUUUGCCUUUCCUCUUGCCGAGCGGAACGCAUGCCACGCUCAUCGACCAGCCGCAAGUCAUUCCCUCGAACAAGCUGCAGAAAUGGGCAAUGGAGCAAACCCCUGCUGCGAUGGACGACCCUGACGACCACCGCUUCGAAGCUUACAUGUCUCUGCUUGACAACAACAUACGGCGCGCAUGGCUAUAUACCGUCUACCUGACCUCAAACUUUGAGACUAUAGCCGAGCCACUGUACACCGCCACUACCUCCAGUAACCCCAUCGUUCAAGCCACGAUUGCGCGCCAGCUGCGCGCUGCCGCCGAAGCCGAAUUGCUCAAGUACGGCGCAGUGAUAGAUGGCGAAGCCAUAUACUCAGAGGCAGAGGAGGCGUUUCGUGCGCUAGAAAUCGCCUUGGGCAGCGACAGGUUCUUUUUCGGCGCAGAGAAGCCUGGUCUCUUUGACGCCAGCGUCUUCGCGUACACACACCUGUUGCUGCAGGACCUGGGCCACGGCUGGAAGGAGUCACGGCUGGGAAACGCGGUACGCGUACGGCAGAAGCUGGUGCGGCACCAAGAGCGGCUCACCGACUUGUUCUUCGUACACGAAGGGCGGAUGGCAGCAGGCGCUGCGGAUAAGUAGGGCAGAAACAGCUUUGUAUGCGUUGGCGGGCUGGAGCUUGCUCAAAAGCAUGGUGUACUAAUAGUUAGACAUGUGAUAAAAUCGCCGUUAGACCUG